This is a messenger RNA of Rhizopus microsporus ATCC 52813, 527 nucleotides long. Its product is annotated as putative AP-4 complex subunit sigma-1. The transcript has 6 exons. Gene Ontology annotation, cellular component: intracellular membrane-bounded organelle; membrane coat. Gene Ontology annotation, biological process: vesicle-mediated transport; intracellular protein transport. Lineage: Eukaryota; Fungi; Mucoromycota; Mucoromycetes; Mucorales; Rhizopodaceae. The record is from RefSeq and is a predicted model, not a curated record. Bases 38 to 457 code for a protein of 139 amino acids.
CUUUUGUAACAAAAGAGAGAGAAAGAAAAAGAGAGAAAUGAUACGAUUUUUUUUUAUAGUCAAUAGAUCAUGCAAAACAAGAUAUGCGAAAUAUUAUCAGACAAUUCAAGAUACUCCAGCAUUUGAGUUAGAAAUAGCCAGGAAAUGUAUAACAAGAAAACAGAAUCAGACACUAUUCUUUCAACUAGAUGAGUAUAAAAUAGUUUACCGUGUGUAUGCUUCGUUAUACUUUAUUAUUGGAUGCGAUCUGGACGACAAUGAGUUUUCUAUGCUUGAACUCAUUCAACUCUGUGUUGAAACUAUGAACCAAACAUUUGAAAAAGCAACGGAACUUGAUCUUGUGUUCAACCUCGAAAAAGUUCACAUGAUCAUUGACGAAGUUAUAGCAAAAGGUCUCAUCUUAGAAACCAAUCAGCAGAGGCUUCUUAAUUUUAUGGGCAGCCUUUAUUCUAUCUAAUGUCCGCCUAUCGCUUUUUUUUUUCAGAUAAAAUUUGCGCGUAACAAAGAUUAAAUUUUGUUUUUAAGCU